GAAAACGCGUCCACCUCACAAACCUAGAUAAAACCCACGACUUUUUAACUAAGAAACGAACAAAUACACGAGUGACCCUAGAAAGAAAACGAGACCAUCCACAGAAAACGGGCCAGACAGAGUUGCACCAGGGGCCUGAGUUGGCAAGUUGGCUGGCUGUUGGGUGGCGAGAGAAGGACAGAGAGGACACUUGUCACCCGGUACUGAGUUCACACGUACCGGAGGCUGACAUCGACAGAGGGGCCGCGGUGGGAGUGUAGCGCUGUCCUGUACGAGGCACUGGUGUGGUGAACGGUGCGGUGUGAAGUGUACAGUGAGGAGUGAGAUCGUGUGGUGAUCUGCCUAUACUGGAAUGUUGGUCUGCUCCGCUAGUCUGGUGCUUGGAAACUGCAGCACCACAGCACAUUUGCUGGAGUGAGUUGAAAAGGAAAACAAAAGAGAAAGAUCAGCUGAAAUCUUUCGCCGCGCACAGCAAACCACAAGCCAUCUGUGCGGGUAGCCAAGUUGCAGCAGUGAGCCGCUGCUGUGUUUGCACAUACACGGCUGGAAAUAGUAUAUCGUGUGGCUCGUGCAGACAUUACUAUUGCCUCCACGUGACUUCCUGGCAACUUCCUGACUCCUUUAGUGGACGUUCCUCUCGCUGUUGGUGUUUGAUGGUGAGGGAAUGAGGCAGUAGUGCGGAGGACGUGCGUGUGUGUGUGUGUGUGUGCGCGCUAAGGUGUCGGCGGCAGGAGGCACGAGUCACAUCACCCCGCAAGAGUGACCCACGCCCAUCUAGAUGCCCCUGAUGCCAUGAACUGUAUUAACGCGACGCCCACGUCCAGUCGUUGUCGCCCACCGCCGGGCCCGCGCCGCAGUUUAACCUACAUGACGCCCGUGGCCAGACAGCUGGGCGGCAUGGCGUGAAGGGGGCGGUCCCGUGGCACCGUGACCACGACGAUCAAAUACCACCCCGCCAUGAGUCACGGCGAGUCGUGUGCGGGUGUGGUAGCCUCGGGCGUGGGUGGCGUGGUGGGCCACAAGAAGCUGCGGCGCAAGAGGAAGGAGCUGGACGCACUGGUGGCGGAGGACAAGGUGCGCCGUAAGCCCGCCACGUCGUCCCACCACGACCUUCUGCGCUCAGACUCAGAGGACCCUGAGGGGGACUUCUCGGGCGUGGCGGUGCUGGGUAAGCAGAUGAUGGGCGGGCGUGGCGGCUUGUGGGCGUGUCUGCCGGGCGCCUGCACGCUGCUGCUGUUGCUCACCACUCUGGUGGGUGUAGCGGCGGCCUUCCGCCUGCUCAUGCUCACCAGAAGGGACCUGGACGCGCUGCACGCCAGGAUCAGCUCAGUUGAAGCGAGCAGCUCAGAGCUCCCCGCCAAGUUCCACCAGUCCCAUGUGCGGCUUCAGGAGUUGGAAAAGAACCAGAGUGCUCUGUGGGCAGCCGUCACUCAGCUCACCUCCUCCCUGGACGCCGUCACCAAGAGGGUGGACCUUCUGGAGGGUGGAGUGAAGGGCAUCGAGAAUUCCCUCAACACCUCACCUCAGCUGUCUUCACUUCCCAAGGAUGUGGCAGCACUUCAGGGAUCUGUAGCAACCUUCGGCUCCUCUCUCACGGAUGCCCAGUCAUCGCUGGAGGAGAUCAAGAAGGAGCAUGACAAGCUGACGGUGGAUGUGAGGGAGGCAGCCAACACCAUUGAGAAGCUCAGGGAGGACAUCUCUGUGCUACAAAACCAGACAGUGAUGGAGCACAGUGGUGGCAGAGGGUCACCUGCCACGCUCGGGGAGAGUGUGGUAGCUCUGAAGGAAAAGAUGGAUUCCCUCACCUCUGCUAUCACCUCCAUCAAUGCCUCCUUCAACCAGCAGGCCACUGACACCUCACUCACCAACCACAGGCUUCAGAGUCUUGAGGAGGCCAGCACCAAUGUCAGUGCCAACCUGAGCCAGCGAGUGUCAUCCCUGGAGGCAUGGCACAGCUUGGUGACCCCAGACCUGCCGUCACACAUUACGAAUCUGAGCACUACAGUUGCCUCGCUGCAGGACGCAUCCCUCCUCCAAUCACAUGCUGUGCAUAAUCUUACCCAGAGUAUGGAUGUUGUUAAAGGUGUGGAGAAGCGGUUAGAGGGCAGCCAGGUGCAGCUGGCCAGCAGUGUGAGUGAACUCAAGCAGCAGCUACAGAAGGUGGAGAAGACUGUGACCACUAUAAAGGCAGCAGCAGCAGCAGCCACCACCCAGGCCCCUGCUGCACCCCCCACCAAACACACAGCCACCUCCAGAGACUGACAGGAGCCCACUCACCUCCGUCGGAUACGGAGGUAAGAGAAGAGCAGGAGGUCACAGCCGACUGACCAUCUCAUGUGCCAAGAAGACCCUGUACUAGUCCUCUACCCUCAGCAGACCCCUCACUGUGUGUCCCUCUGCUCCUGGGAGUGUGUGAGUCAGUGCGUCCGUGUGUCGGCCUUGUGAGUGAGUGGUGGGAAGCAACAAGGCAAGUCACUGCAAAUUGAAAGGAAGCACACAGGUGGAGAACUAAGUUGGACAUCCGUUUAAGUCUUUCUCAAGUUGAAGGUGGAAUUCUACAGAGUGAUUUAAGUCAUUUCUUGGCCACAUAGUGAAGCAUAAUUCUGUAUAUUGAAGGUUUAAGCAUUUUAUAUAUAUUAUACUGAUUUUUUGCUUGUUCAUGUUGCUAUCUAUAGAGCUUUAAGAUGUUUACAAGCCUUUUUAAGUCAUAGUGUUUGUGUGAGUGUGAAGAAAAAAGAGAGAGAGUGUGUGUAAGUGAGAAAUAGUAUUAAAUAUAAAAUUGCACACAAAAUGACCACAAACCUUUUAAUAUUUUAGUCAAUUGGUGUGCCAGAGAUAGUUUCCAUGACAUUUUAUCUUUUCUAUUUAUUGGAUCAGCUCAUAAUAUUGAAUUUGUACCAAGAAAAUCUCCCUUGAAAGCACCCAGCAUGUUGUGAUCCAUUCUCCAUUUGUAAGGUGGUCUUGGGAGGUGACUUGUGUAUCUGAGUGAGCCUGUGGUGUAGCAUUGUGUGGCUGCCAUAUGUUGGGAAUUUAGCUCUCUUAAUUAUUCAGGUAGAUAUGCAAACAUUUAUUCAGCAUCAUUAUUUAGAGUAGUAGUAAAUAUGCCAAAGUUUGAUAGAUGCAUAAGAGAUUUGGGGACUUGAAUGUGAGGGUGAACUUGUGAGGUGGGAAUGGAAUUAUUGGUAAAGACAGGAACACUUGAGAGAUUGCUAUAACAUCAUUCUGUUUUGGAGUUUGGUGCAAGAUUAUUAUUACAUCUUUGUACAUUGGAGUUUGAAGCCAUUACAUUCCAGUUGAGGGCAAAAUAUAAGUCACAGAGGUGCUUUAGUAUUCCGAAAUACUCUCAAAACAUUCCAAGCUUUCAGUUUUGUCUAGAAGCAUUUUGAGAAGGAAACGUCAAGAUUUGCCUCACUAACUUGUAUCAUUGGUGAAACAUUCCAAGCCUCUAGUUUUAUUUAUAAGAGAAGCUUUGAGGAGGAAGUAGCAGGGUUUGUGUUGCAAAGGACUCUAUUUUACUAAUGCUGUCUUUGAAGAGAGAAGAGAGAGUCAGAGGUGCUUCAAAAUAAUUUCAAAACAUUCCAAACCUUUAGUUUUGUCUGCAGGAGGAACAUGGUGAGAAGAAAAGGACUUGGCUUUGCUGAUGUGUGUAUUUGGAGAGAGAGAGAGAGAGAGAGAGAGAGAGAGAGAGAGAGAGAGAAAUAGGAGAGCAGGUCUAUCCUAUCUUCCUCCUCUGGCAUGAUACUGUUGUGAGGAUCGCUGUUGGUGAGAGGUAGUGGGAGCAUAACAUUAGUUUUGUCCAAUGCUCAGUUAGAGAUUCAAACCCAAGGAGAUUCUAGGUUCCACUGGGCUGAAAUUAUUCCUCUCCUGUAGUGUUUAGUGUUGAGAAUAUCAUUAUUGUUUUCCCAUUACUUUGUUGCUCAGUAGUGUCAAAGGCUUAUAGUCAGGAAUACAACAGAUACAGAGGAAUGUUAUAGUUAUUAACUGUAUAGUGAAAGUAUUUUUAGUAAUUUGAGGCUACACCAUUCAUUAUUUUGGAGGUCAUUAGUAUGGAGGACUCUUGAGGCAUUUUUGAUAGUGGCACAAGAACAUUUAAUCGUGAUUUUUAAGCUCCAUCCUCAAACUUUGAAAAAAGGACAACCUUGUUCCUGUGGAUUUGUCUUGGUAGGGAGUUUGAUGGAAAUGGAGGAGACAGAGGUUUAAGAAAUUUGAUAAAACGUUCUUGUGCUACUAGAAGAGACUCCUAUAUAGUCAUAAAACAUCACAUUUAGCAAGAUUCAUUUCACAGUGAAGUAUUUCGUAGCCAUCGUGCACCUUGUUGUCAGCCCAGCACAUCCUUGUCUCCUCACGCCCCUCCUCAUCCCUCUCUGGAAACACAGUUGAUAGAUUAACUUUAUAUAGAUAAGACAAGUGAGUGGAGUGUGAGAGCUAGAGGAACACUGGGUGAAGCAGGAAUUUGUCUGUAAUGUUUUGGCUGUUGUCUCCUCCAGUUUUUUUUUUUUACUCUGAGGAAAUUAACAGCCUAGAUCUAGAGGACAAGGCCAUUAUUAUCAACUGAACUAUUCCCCAAAGAACCUUGUGGGGUAAAAAUUUGCACCACUUGUGUAGAACCUCAUAGCAAUUAUUCUUUAUGAAUCAUGAAUGACUAGAAGGUUUAGUUGAUAUCUGGUCCUAAGGUAUUCCUGGUUCAUUCCUUGUUGCUUCUCACCUCCACCUUUCCCACACUUCAUGUGAACAACUCCAGACUCGGCUCAUGUAAAGCUGAUUCAUCACUUCCCAAGCUCUUUUCACUCACACGAAUAAUGGGAUUGCAUGAAGGUUGGACACCCUUGCUACACUAGGGGCUGUGUUAGGUUAGGUUACCCUACAUCACUUUUUUUCAUUUUACCUUGCCUUAUAUUAUCUUACUGUAGCUCCCUUUUCUUACCUUAUCUCACAUUAUCUUACAUCUUACCUCACCUUACCUUGUAUUACUUUAUCCCACCUCACUUAAUCUUACUUUCUGUAACCUUACUUGACCUAAUCCAACAUUACAAUAACCUAACCUAUUCUGACCAUAACUUACCUUCCCCAGUCUAUCCUAACCCAACCCAACCCCCCGGUAUAGUCAUCCUUAUAAUGAAUAUGCAAUAAUCCUGAAGGCAGUGCAUUGUCAAGAGUAACUUAGUGAAUAGCAUAGUUGUCUCAAAAUGGAUCAAAGGGAGGAGUUAUCAUCUUGCUAUCUUUUGUGGGAACCAGCAUGUGUGUGUGUCUGCCUUGUGUUGUAAAGCCAAACUGAUGGAACAUUCCUGAUCUUGCCAUAACAUGUGCCAUAGGAAGACUGGUAGGCUCUUAUGAUGAAACAACACAUUCCCUGAAGAACUGCAUUUGAGUGGAAAACAGUAGCACUUAUUCUGAAACUCUAGUGAUUAUUCCUAUAGACUGUGAAUGGGAGAAGGGGAAAGACUGAGUUGAUAAUUUGACCUUUCACCAUUUUUGUUUGAGGAAGAUGGACAUGGGACAUUGUUGAGUAGAAUAUUAUAGCAACUUACUCAGAAACUCUUACAGUGAAUAUUCCUUAAAAAUUGUGAAUGAGAAGAUUGAGUUGAUCUGACUUUUCAACUUCUUUGCUUGAGGAAGAUGGACAUCAGACCUUGUUGAAUAGAAUAUAGCAACUUACUCAGAAACUUGUAAGGGGUGAAUAUUCCUCACAGAUUGUGAAUGAGAAAUGGAAAGAUUGAGUUGAUCUGACCUUUCAACAUUUUUGCUUUAGGAAGAAUGUGGGACUUAGUUGAGUAGAAUAUUAUAGCAACUUACUCAAAAAGGUGAAUAUUCCUUACAAAUUGUGAGUAGAACUUGAUAAUCUUAUAACUUGAUAAUCUGAUCUUUCAUUAUUUUUGCUCUAGGAAGAACAUGGGACCUUGUUAAGUAGAAUAUUAUAGCAACUUACAGAAACUCAAAAGGAUGAAUAUUCCUUACAAAUUGUGAGUAGAAGGGGAAAGGUAAUUUGAUAAUCUAACCCAUCUAAACUUUUCACUAAGAUGAUGGUAUGUGAAGCAGACCAACACGUGCAGUCUUGUGUGGAGCCUUUCAAAAUAUUGAUCCCGGUGGUGGUGAUGACGAUGUGGUGGUGGUGAUUUUCCUGUAUAGUUUUGUGUGCGUUGGUCAUAACUAUAUUUGCUCAAUACUGUUUGUUUUGCCAUUUAUAUUAAUACUGCAGAGUUUAAUGACUAUUAUAAUGAUAAAGGAUUUGAUAGUAAGUUUUGAAGAGUUUACCUAAAUCUGUAAUGUAUAGAUUAUUAUUAUCAUUGAUGUACAUGUUCAUAAUAAUUUUAUAUAUACAUUAAUAUAAUUCACUAUCUUUUAUCACAAAUGGAGCCAAAGUGUGAUGAAGUAACACUUAAUACAAACAUACACUUCUGAUUCAUUAAUUUUUUACCUCAUAAUGAGUAUGAACAAGAAAAAUCGACACAAUAUAAAUAAGAACAAAAGAAAAUGCUAUUGAAGUUAUAACUGACAUUAACUUUGAAGUCUAAUUAUCCUUUGUCAUGCAGCUAAAUAGUGACACAAUGGUAUUCAAGAGCAACAUAUAUUUUUAUAGCAUUCUCAAAUAGAAACACUUUGUUAUGUUGACCAUCAUACUUUAGCGUCACAGAGGUGAGGAGGAACCAUGAUGUUCACUGGUGUUUGUUUGGUGUGAGUGUUACGUCACCACUUUUGCUCCCUGUUGGAUAUUGUAGUUUAAUGUAAAGUGUCAACUAUAGUCUUGUAACCUUGAGAAAACUUUGCCACUAUGUCCAGGCAGUGUGUACAUGUGUGUGUGUGUGUGUGUGUGUGUAUUUUGCCAAAUUAUUCUUAUCUACUUGAAUGAUUACCAAAUUGAGUCAAGCUUUUUGUGUUCUGUUGUUGUGUUGUUUUAUUUUGUAUGGGUGUUUUUAUGUGCUUUUUUUUUUUUUUCUGGCUCAUUCAGUUCCUCCUGUGUUCCAUGAGAUCUUCCUUCAUUUUUAAGUUUUCAGUCUCACCAUCAUUGUCUCAAGCUUCUUGCCUGUUUUCGUUCUUCCUUCACUGCUGCUUGUUGCUCUGGUUAAUGUCUGUGGUUCUUUAACCUUGAAUGUUCCUUGGAUUUCUUUCCCACUCCUUAUUCUGUUCCGUGUUCUUUUUUAUUUCAUCAUUUCGGUGUGAGUGAGUGAGUGAGUGCACACCUCAUGUCACACAGUGAGUGGAAGUGUUCCUCCCCAAGUGAUGAGUGGUGAUGAGUUGUGUCAGAAUAGGAUGGCAGGACAGAAGGUCUGUUUUGCAGGUCAAGUUGGCCUUGUUGUCCCAAGUCGGGAUGAAAGAAUCAUUACUUCUACACAUUAAGGUGCAUUUCAUGAUGGCUUAAGGCUACUGAACCAUCUCUAUCUGAUACUGUGUUCCCUCCAAAGACUCCCUCCAGGGGGUGACCACAACAGGUAAGUGUACUGUUGUCUGCUGUCUGUCCCAUGCUUUGUAUACUCUUCCUCUCAGCCCCCCUUGUCCCUCUGCUCCACAGCCUCUCUCUCCCUCUUCCCCUCCCUCUCUGCCUAUAUUCUGAUGGUCUAACUCUGUAUGCCUCUGUCACUCCCUCACUGUGUGGAUGUUUCCUGUGAAUUUGAUGAACUAUAUGAAUAAGCAAAUAUUGUUAUCUAUCUGUCCAUAUUUUAUCGAAUGCAAAGCAUCUUUCUCAUAAUAAUUGAGUAUUAUUUCUUUGGCCAUCAUGAGGUGCACUGUAAUUGUGGGUUUGUCCUUUCCUGGAGUGUGUUGCACUCUAUCAGUCACAAUACAUUACACUAACCAUUUCUAAGUCAACAUUUUUUUUUUUUUCUUACAUUAGGAAUGUAGGCAAUUUCUAAGUCAUAUUUUUUCUUGUUUACAUAGGAAUAUCUAAGUUAUUAUUGCUUGGGCACUUUACAUUGUCAAAGAUGAGCUUUUAAAAAUAAUGAUGUAAAGGUGAGCAAGGCUGUAUAGAGCCUUUCAAAAUGAUAAUGAUGUGCGGUGACUGUUGCACUCACAUCAAGGUGUUGAUGGUGAAAGUUGAGAUUGAACGUGCUUGUUGAAAGGAACAGUGGACAGCAAGAAAUGUAUUGCUUGUUCAUACAUUUACAUCAGUGGCAGCAGCUUUCUUUGAUCCUGUCUGUACAUUCCAUAUAUUCCUGAGCCACUGUUCUUGAGUCACACUGUGAGACUUUUUGAUGAUACAUUGCUUGAUUGAGAAGAACCAUCCAGAUCGUCUUUGCAAGUUUUGUCUUAGCUUUGAUGUUCAAUAUUUCAGUGCUUACAAAAGUAGACAUUUGUAAGUAUUUUAUUGUAUGUGUAGUGUAUAGAAUCAAUUGCAGAUAAUGCUUCUUUUUUAAUGUAGUUUUAGUGUUUUCACUUGCUAGAGAAAAAAUGAGUUAGAACUAUUUCUUCCCUCACACAUUCAUGGAAGAGGCAUGUAGAGAGAGUUACUUCAGUGGCAAUAAAGUCUAUAUAUUGUUAUUGCCAUUACAUUUUCAGUGAUACUCAUUUCCUUUCAUUGUAUCCCAGUCUGUGGUUCUGUUCUGGUAGGCAUUCACUUUUCAGUAGCUUGCAGGACACCCAUCUCAUGCAGAGGAGUGAGGAAGUGCAAUCAUGUCAAACAAUUCGGUGACAAGCCAGGGAAGGUCCUCUUCAUUCCGGUUACUGGUUCAUGCUGUUGUGGAGGCAUGUAUGGUAUUCAUGCAUAUUUUUCUACAUUCACACAUGUAUAUCAAGAUCACCUUCUGUGAUGUUUGAAAGAACUUUAUGAGUAAUGAUAAGUUGUGCAUUAAAAUCCUAAUGAGAAAA
Molecule: messenger RNA, 8799 nt
Organism: Scylla paramamosain (green mud crab)
Lineage: Eukaryota; Metazoa; Arthropoda; Malacostraca; Decapoda; Portunidae
Product: centrosome-associated protein CEP250-like
Exons: 10
Coding region: 958-2262 (434 amino acids)
Source: RefSeq, a predicted model, not a curated record